Molecule: messenger RNA, 986 nt
Organism: Patella vulgata (common limpet)
Lineage: Eukaryota; Metazoa; Mollusca; Gastropoda; Patellidae
Product: C-type mannose receptor 2
Exons: 6
Coding region: 41-970 (309 amino acids)
Molecular function (GO): signaling receptor activity
Source: RefSeq, a predicted model, not a curated record
UAAUAUAGAUACACCUAUUCAACCUAGAGAUCAGUGCAAUAUGACGUGGGCAUUAACUCUGUGCAUACUUGGUGGCGCUUUAGUAUCACUGACUUCAGGAAGCACUCAAGAAGAAUUGUACCGGUGUCCUGUUAAUAUUCAACGAGGUCAGUAUCUUCACACUCACGGAGACAAAUGUUACGAAUUCGUUACAACUCGUAAAAAUCACUGGCAAGAAGCUAGAGCCUAUUGUCAAAAUAAUGGUGGCGAUCUACUGACUGUUAAAGAUGAUGUCGUUGAAGAAUUUAUUGUUGGCGUCUUGCGGUCUCUAAAUUUCUAUAGUGGAGUUUGGAUCGGUUUGACGGAUGUACAGAAAGAGGGCGAAUAUCGCUGGGUCACUGGCGAGGUUUCAUCCUAUUACAAUUGGUCACCAGGGGAACCUUCUCUUUUCCUUCACAACUUUGAAGACUGUGUCGUUUUAAAGAUGGACGCUGGACGGUGGUUAGACGCUCCGUGUGAACUUCCCCUCGAUUCCUACCCUUGGGUAUGUGAAUACGCAUUACAGCCAGCUACAACAACGACCACUAAAGCAAUACCGACAACAAUUAAAAUGGCGACACAUUCAACUGUCAAAAAAUUAACACAAGCAACCACGACCUCUAAACCGACAACUGUCAAGAAGGUAACACAUGCACCCACGACCCCUAAACCGACAACCGUCAAGAUGGCGACACAUGCACCCACGACCCCUAAACCAACAACCGUCAAGAAUGUAACACAUGCACCCACGACCCCUAAACCGACAACCGUCAAGAUGGCGACACAUGCACCCACGACCCCUAAACCAACAACCGUCAAGAAGGUAACACAUGCACCCACGACCCCGAAACCGACAACCGUCAAGAUGGCGACACAUGCACCCACGACCCCUAAACCGACAACCGUCAAGAUGACAGUAACAGGAAAACCAGGAAAAGAUAUUAUAGGCUGAAGCAGUCAUAUUACCC